Molecule: messenger RNA, 1026 nt
Organism: Anisakis simplex (herring worm)
Lineage: Eukaryota; Metazoa; Nematoda; Chromadorea; Rhabditida; Anisakidae
Source: the annotation of a GenBank genome assembly
AUGGCCUCCGCGACUACCAUUGUUCUCGAUAAUGGCGCAGGAUUCAUCAAAGCUGGAUUCGCAGGAGAUGAUGCACCUCAAGCUGUGUUUCCAUCGAUCGUUGGACAUCCAAAAACUAGGGGACAACGUUCAUAUGUCGGUGAUGAGGCUCAGUCGAAGCGACGUAUCCUGAAUGUGAAUCGUCCAAUCGAGGACGGUAUCGUAACGAAUUGGGACGAUAUGGAGAAAAUCUUGCAUCAUACGUUCAACAACGAGUUACGAGUUGCUCCCGAGGAGCAUAGCGUAUUGAUCGCUGACCCACCUGUCAACAUCCGUGAAAACAGAGAGAAGAUGUCUGAGAUGAUGAGCGAGACGUUCCAUGUACGCGAAUGUAGUUUCGUAACGCAGCAACAGCUUUCACUGCUCGCUACCGGUCGUUCAACUGGAGUGGUGAUUGACUUAGGAUACGAUUCCACUUAUGUGGUACCAAUCAUUAAUGAAAAAGUCCAGCAUCAAGCUAUCAUGCGUUCCGAUGUGGCUGGUCGUCUCCUCACUGAUUAUCUCAUGAAGAUGCUCGCUGAGCGUGGUUUCGCAUCUGUGUCGGCGGAUGAGCGUGAGGUUGGUCGUGACAUCAAGGAGAAGCUCUGCUUCGUGGCUCUUGACUUUGAACAGGAGAUGGCCACUGCUGCUUCGUCGUCCUCGCUUGAGAAGGCCUAUGAACUUCCCGAUGGACAAUUGAUCACCGUCAGUAACGAGCGAUUCCGAUGCCCUGAACUUCUCUUCCGGCCGUAUUUCGUGGGAUCGGAGUCUGAUGGUAUCCACGAAAUCAUAUACAACAGUAUCAUGGCUUGUGCUAGUCGUUAUCGUGAUGAACUUUUUGCCAACAUCGUACUCUCUGGUGGUAGCAGUAUGUUUCCUGGAAUUGCUGAUCGUUUGGAGAAAGAAAUGACUGACCUCACAUCAGGCGGUCGCAAGAUCGAGAUCAUCGCAAAACCAGAACGCGAAGACUUACCAUGGAUCGGUGGCUCGAUCACUGCUUCGAAGUCC